Molecule: messenger RNA, 267 nt
Organism: Parnassius apollo (apollo)
Lineage: Eukaryota; Metazoa; Arthropoda; Insecta; Lepidoptera; Papilionidae
Source: the annotation of a GenBank genome assembly
AUGACCAGAAUGCUAAAAGUGUCCGAUGAACUGGCACUAGUAUGCCGAAAAGUAAAUCAGUCGCCAGAAUUCCUCAAUUCUUCUGAAGAAAAAAUUGUUAAAGACGUGGUAAAUGUUUUAGGUAUAUUCGAAGACGCAACUAAAUUAGUGAGUGGUGACCAAUACCCAACGAGUUCUUUAGUGAAUCCUGUAAUUUGCGGAUUAUUUGAAAACCUCAACACCAUCGAAAUAUCACUGGAAACAGAUGUAGACAAGAUGUUCUGCUAA